Molecule: messenger RNA, 2961 nt
Organism: Cavenderia fasciculata
Lineage: Eukaryota; Evosea; Eumycetozoa; Acytosteliales; Cavenderiaceae
Exons: 4
Coding region: 1-2961 (986 amino acids)
Biological process (GO): early endosome to late endosome transport
Cellular component (GO): late endosome; tubular endosome; early endosome
Molecular function (GO): SNARE binding; guanyl-nucleotide exchange factor activity
Source: RefSeq, a predicted model, not a curated record
AUGAGUAAUAAUAAUAAUAACAAUAAUAAUAAUCAAUAUUUAUCUUCAUUGGUACCAAACUAUUAUCAGGAGCAACAACAACAUCAACCCCAACAACAACAACAACAACCUCCUCCACCAUACCAACUACAUCCACCACAACAACCCCAACAACCUCAACAACAACAUGUAGCAGGAGGGUAUUACUUUCCACCUCAACAACAAGUACUUAGUUCGAAUACAAUGAACUUUUUACAAUACAGUUAUCCUCAUCAAAACUAUUAUCAACAAUAUCAAAAUCAAUACUCUCAGCAACAACAACAACCUCAACCACCUGUUAAUACUCCAUCUGCACCAUUUAUUUAUCAAUACCAACAACAACAACAACAACAAACAAAUAAUCAAUCUCAACCAGCACCUCCACCAAAAUAUACACCAACCAAUACAAAUACUAAUAAUAAUAAUAACAAUAAUAAUCAACCAACACCUCCACCAAAAUAUACACCAACGAGAAAGAGAAAUAAUAAUAAUAAUAAUAAUAAUAAUAAUAAUAAUAAUAAUGGAUCAUUGUCAAGACAAUCAUCACCAGUUUAUAAUUAUGGUACUACAAACAAUAAUGGACAGAAUGGUGGUGGAAUUGGAAAUAGUUUAAAUAAUGGAGUCAAACCAUACAUUGAAAUGAUUAAACAAUAUAUUGAAAAGUUGGAUAUUGAUGAUGACAAGGAUUAUAGUGGUAGUGAAACUGAUUCUCCUCCUCCACCUCCUCCUCGCCAUCGUUCCUCCUCCUCUUCUAUUACAUCACCAACAAUUUCAUCAAGUUCAAAUUCAUCAAUGUCAUCAUCUCUAAGAUCAUCAACUGAAAGACAUCAACAAAUCUAUCAAAACUAUCAAAAGUAUAGUAAUGAUAUUGAUUUUCAAAAACAAUUUCCAAUAUCUCCAACAUCACCACCACCAGCCUAUCAAGAAUCAAUGAAUAAUCACAAAAAGAUAAAUGAUAACAACAAAAUUACCAAAGAAGGACUACUCUAUUACAAUGUAGUGAUUAUGGGAAAACAAAAAGGAACAGAUGACGAUCUGCGAUGGUUUAUUUUACGUGACCAUCUAUUGUUUAACCAUCUAUCAAAGGAUACUGAAGCGACCGAUGUCAUUGACCUAAAGACUCUUAUUGCCAAUAUCGAUAUUCGUCUAUUAGAUGGAUCGGACAGUUGUUUUAGAUAUGGAUUGAGAUUGAAAAGUCAAAACAAUUCAAUCUCUCAUUUCAUAUGGUCAGAUGAUCCAAAAAAUGCAAUCAUGUGGAUCGUAGCCCUAGGUCAUCAUACUCAAGAUUUUAAUCCAGACACUGAAAGUGAAAUGAUUAAUCAAAUCCUUGAAAUUAGUCAACCUGAAUCAAAACCAAAUAUUAUCUUAUUUAAUGAAGAAGAUAGAGAAGGACAAAUUCAACAAUUACAAUAUUAUGAAAAAAAGAAAAAAGAAGAAUUGGAAAAACAACAAAACUCACAACAACAACCUUCAUAUUCACCUCAACUUGAAUCACCAAGAGGAGGUAAUACUAUUAAUAAUAAUAAUAAUAGUUUAAAUAGUUCACCAAUUAGAAGAAAUUCAUCUUCAUCUUCAUUUUUUGAUGAAUUAUUUAAAUCACAAAGAAAAACAUUUAAAACAAUUUUACAAAAUGCAGACAAGAAAGAUUUUGUAAUUAAAAAUAUAGCAUUUAUAUUGAGUCAAAAGGAAUUUGAUAUUGGAGAAGUAUUUGAUCAAAAUAUAUAUACUAUUCACAAGGAAAUUGCACGUGUCACUGAAAAGACAAAAGAUAAAUCAACAUCAUCUUCCUUUAUAAAUGCAAUGUUGGACGAGGAACUUGCGCAUAUUAAAAAAUUAGUGAUUGAUUUGAUUUUGGAUUUUACAGAUUUGGUAUUGCAAAAAGUACCAGAUAUGAACAAGACAGAGGAUAGAGCAAUGUAUUGUAGACUUGGAGUUGAAAAGGCUGUAUUUAUUCAAAUCUAUCCAUUCCUAUUUGCAUUGUACAAACUGCGAUACCAAGCCGAUGAUUUGAAUCAUCAAAGCAAACAAGAACAAUUCCUUACACUUACACCCAUCCACUUGUCCAUUCCUCAAAAGUUUUGGUUGAUUGACGAAACAACCAUCGAAAAACAAGUGGUUCCCUAUUCAUCGGCAAUCGAUACUCUUAAAAAGCUAACAUCCCUAGUCUCACCAUCUGAAAAGAUUCAAUGCCUUGUAGAUACUUCUGAUCAAAUUUGUCAAUCUAUUCAAUCUUUUUGGAGUGAAAGAGAUCAUUUUAAACCUUCAAAUUUAGUCUUGGGAGCUGAUGAUUUAUUACCAUUAUUUACAUUUGUAAUUAUUAAAUCUAAAAUACCAACAAUGUAUAGUGAAUCCAUGUUUAUUCAAGAUUAUUUGGAUGAACAACAAAGUAGUAGAGUACAAGGUUACUUUUUGGUAACUUUCCAAACAUCUCUUAGUUUAAUUUGUGUUUGGCAAAUCAAUGAAUUACUUGCCAAUGCUUCCAAACUAUUUGAUCAAGUUAAAAUUACUUCUCCAACUAUACUUCCUCAACAAGAACAAACAAUUCAUCAAACUGAUAAAAAUGAUAAUAGUCUUGAUAAUAAUAAUAAUAAUAAUAAUGAAGAAGAGGAUGAUAAAGAACAAUCAAAAAUGAAUCAUUCCUCUUCCUCUACCUCUUCUACUACUUCUACUACUACAACUACAAAUAUGACGACUACAAAUAUGACGACUACAAAUAUGACAACUCAGCAACAACAAAUUAGAUUGGUAGAUGAUGAAAUUGAAAUGGAUCCAAAUACCGAUCAAAAACCAUCAUUUGCCUUUCCAUCACAACCAACUAGUCCAUCAUCUUCUUCAUGGUUUGAUGAGUUGAUGGAUGCCAACAAACUACCUCCACCAUCACCUGUAACUUCCCCAACCCCUUUAAACAUUGAUACUAGUUAUCCUGAUUUUGUUGAUUUUUAA